This is a messenger RNA of Rotaria sp. Silwood2, 1155 nucleotides long. The record is from the annotation of a GenBank genome assembly. Lineage: Eukaryota; Metazoa; Rotifera; Eurotatoria; Philodinida; Philodinidae.
AUGAUCGACGGUCUCCGAGUACCUAGUAAUUUAGAUGCCGAUAAUUUUCUUUCGGGUCUUCAAUACAAAGCUCAACCUGGUGAUAUAUUCAUUGCAACCUACCCAAAAUCGGGUACCACUUGGAUGGAAGUAAUUGUAUACAGUUUACUCAACAAUGGAAAACCGUUCGAUGCUGAUAUUGGUGAUUAUUUGAUGCGAACUCCGCAUCUGGAAAAAGUAGGCGGAUAUACUGUUAGCACAAUGGUUCGACCAGGUUCGAUCAAAACCCAUUUGCCAUUUGAUCGCAUUUCUUAUCAUCCACAAGCGAAAUACAUUUGUAUUAUUCGCAAUCCUAAAGAUGUCUGUGCCUCAUUCUAUCGAUUUCUUGAGAGAAAUCCAUUGUCGAAGUAUUUUGAGUGCCAAUUCGAUGAGUUUUUCGACGAUUUUCUCAAAGGCCAAGUACCAUUAUGUGACUAUUUCGAAUAUUUACAUUCGCUACUGCCGUACAAAGAUCGUGAAAAUGUCCUGAUCAUCAGUUAUGAACAGAUGAAACGAGAUAUCCAUUGUGUCAUUCGAAAAGUGGCUCAAUUUCUCAAUAUCGAAUUGAACGCUCAGGAUGAAUUAUUGGAUCGUGUAGUGGCCACUUCUUCAUUCGAAUACAUGAAGAAGAACUUUGACAAGGCUCGCAAUGAUUUCUAUGCACACGCAACGAAUGACCCAAAAAUACCAAGAGUUCCAUUAGCAUUUGUUCAAACUGGAAAUAUUGGAGGCGGGAAAUCAUACAUGAGUGAUGAACAGAAACAACAAUUUGACAAAGUCUUGGCUGAAAAAAUGCGAGACAUGCCAGAAUUCGAAGCACUUUGGCAGUGAAAGGAAAAAAUAAAUAUGAUUCCAACAAAUUAUAAUCUAUUCCAUUUUCUUUUUGAAAGUUAAGACCCCGUCGAAUUAUAAAUGAAUUUGAAACUCGAGUUUUUUUUUAUUUAAAUAGAUUAUUAUAGUGUGGGGUGUGGGUGUGGAUUUGGGUGUCGGUGUGGGUGUGGGUGUGGGUGUGUGGGUGUGGGUGUGUGGGUGUGGGUGUGGGUGUGGGUGUGGGUGUGGGUGUGGGUGUGGGUGUGGGUGUGGGUGUGCGUGGGGGUUAACAGGAUGCCCACACCCACCCAACAUCCACCCCCACAC